Anopheles stephensi (Asian malaria mosquito) is the source of this 5671-nucleotide messenger RNA. It is a transcript of the gene TTLL4B, whose product is annotated as tubulin polyglutamylase TTLL4. The transcript has 7 exons. Gene Ontology annotation, cellular component: cilium. NCBI's taxonomy places the organism in Eukaryota, Metazoa, Arthropoda, Insecta, Diptera, Culicidae. The record is from RefSeq and is a predicted model, not a curated record. Bases 869 to 4714 code for a protein of 1281 amino acids. Gene Ontology annotation, molecular function: tubulin-glutamic acid ligase activity; tubulin binding. Gene Ontology annotation, biological process: microtubule cytoskeleton organization; protein polyglutamylation.
UUGCUCACGAAACGUCAUCCGCGUCGGGAGAAAAUGUGUGUUUAUUUUCCGCUAUUUUGAAGAGUUUCUUGCGUACAUUUUUCCGUAUCGGUAGAAAUUUAGAGCCCCGUUCAGCUUGCCCCACGAAUUGGGCGGCAAAGUUGUGCGUGAAAACAGUCAGCGAAACGUGAAAAACUCAAACCGUUGGUGUGUGUGUGCUACGUGCAAACGUUUUGCCCUACGGGCUACGGGUACAGCACGCCGUUUUGGCCUCACAAGACGGCGAGAUUUCCACCAUCAUCGUGAAGCAUCCAUCACCUGGCAGGCGGCGCGUUGUGUUGUGUGUCGAGGGUUGAUGAGCAAUCACCUUUUUUUUGUUACGAGUUUUGCAACAUUUGGAUUAUCCUUUUUUGUUCGGGCUGGUCCGUUUUUGCUAGGCGCGCAGCCAGGACGUCAUCGAGUGUCGUGUUUAAUUAUUGCUGGCUCGCAAUUUCGUUGCUAGCCGAGUGCGCCAUACUUGUCUACAAACUAAUGGCUACGUAAAUCGGGUGUGCAAAUGUUAUGAUCAAGUGUUUGCUUUCUCGUACCGUGUGAUCGUGCGCGCGUGUGACGGUGUGAAAUCAGCGUUUGGCGUGCAAAAGAAGGGCAUUUUCUUUACGGCUGUUUUGCUGGCAUUGACAGUACACCAAAAGGGCAAGCGAUAUUGGCGAGCUCGUUCAUUUGCCAGCGAAGGAAAAAAGAAGAACCCAGCGCCAUUGUUCUUACGCGGGCAGCAGCAGCAUUGUGAGCUUUCGUUGGUUGAUUUGUGCUGGGAAAAAGUAAUCUCACAGAACAUUGUACCGCUGGUGUGGUACGUUUCGCGGAGAUCACAACCAAAUUUGCCACCAUAAUGGACUUCAAACAAAACGGGUCAGCUGCUACAUCACAACAGCAGCAACAACCACUCGUUGGCGGUGUGCUGUACGGGAGCGAAACGCGCAACGGCAAUUCCGCUGUACGUCUACAAUCGUUAAGGCAGCAUCAACCCGUGACGACGGGCACGAAUGGAUCGCUCACCGGGAAUCCAUCGCCCAAUGCAGCGCCACCGUUGCGCCGGCGUUGUCGCAGUGAAAGUCUUCCAAUGGCACCGCUGCUGUACGGUACCGCAACCGAUCAAGCGCAACCGCAAGCCAUCAUUGGCCGGUCGAAAAAGGUGCUGCAAGGCAACCAAUCGCACCACGCCAAUCUAAGUCACCACAAGCAAAAGUUCCCUGGCACCGGCAGCACACCGAUGGCGCUGCACGAUCAUCCGGUUUCGACAACACCGGGCGGUCUGUACAUCGAAUCCUUCUCCCUGCAGCAGCAACAACCACCACCUCAUCACGCUAACCGAAGAGUACUGCCGCUAGCGACCCACGAUCUGCUGCCAACGAUCGCAACGAAUUCUUCCGGCACAAAUGGUCAGCAGCAGUCGAAGGAAAAUGUCGCACAAAACCACAAUCUGUUCGGUGGUUGUUCGGUUGUUAACGCGAAGGAUGUGUACAUGAGCGAGCUGGACGGGUUACGGAAGGACCGUCGGAACGGUGGCUAUUACGUGGCAAACGAGCUACAUCUCGAGUCACGCUUUGCUCGCAAUCUGGAAGCGAACUUUGCCACCCGUGCGACCAUUCUCGAGCGUAGCAGCGGAAGGAAGCUACGCGCGCGAAGCGAAUCGGAACCACAGGAAUUGCUUUACCACAGUGCCCAUAGAAAUGGUGGAUUCAGUGCCGGCAGCAGCAGCUUGUUUGCGGGCCAGCGGACGGCUGGAUAUCAGCAGCUGCAGCAACGCCACAGUCGAGAUAACACACUGAAACGAACGCGUGACACAAUCUCGCCAACACUGGAAGCGGAUGAAUCGUUUGACAUGUUUACCGGUGCAGAGCGUGCUGCUGGAAGUGAAUCCUUAUCCUCCUCGACCGUUGGGAACUGCCAGAAAGAUUCACCUCCCUCGAAAAUGGUGAAUGCGACAGAGGAGAUGGAUAUGAGUAGUACGGAUCAUGUUCUACCAUCCGGCAGGAUCGCUGGCUCAAUCGUGCAACGCAACAAAUGUUCCAAAAGUUUAACCGGCACCGCGGCUGGUCAGUCGCGCUCGUCCAAGGUAACUGUGCGUGCGAAUCGCGUUGGCAUCAACAGACUAAAACCGAAACUGGCGAGCACGCUCACCAGCACCGGUGUGGUCGGAACAGCGGUCGCAUCGGAAGCGAAUCGAAAAUCAACCUCCCCGCAACCACAAGCACAGAAAGGAUCCACCUCCUCCUCCAUUAUCGGCGUAGUGCACAACGCGGGCAGCUCGUCACCUACUCCGUCCGGUGUGUCCAUCGGUACGAGCGGUGGUGAAUCGGUUCACACGCAAGAUCUCGACGCAGAAACGAUCGACCAGUCCGAUGCGGGUGACGAUGACGACGAUCUGGACGACGAGUGUAACGGGGAGGAUGAUGAUCUGGACGAUGAGAUCGCAAUCAGUGGCGAUGAGGUGCUGGACGAUUCGCUGACCGAUUCCGAGGACAACUAUCGGUCGUAUCUGGCGGCGGCCUACCAGAAGCCCAAGUCACACUCCGGCUCACCGUCCCCUUCGCUCGGCAACAAAACACCGGUCGUGACGUCGAUCGGCAGCGUGCUCGGUGGAAACGCUCCCGAAGGGCCUCUGGCGCCCAGCCUGUUCCCGUACGUGCCACCGUAUCUUACGUUCGCGACGCACGACGAGAAAGGACCACCCAUGCCACCCUCCAUUCACAAGGUGUUGAAAUGGAAGCUGACGCUCAUUACUCCUAUCGUUGUUCGCAAGGUGUUGCAAAACAGUGGUUUCCGUUUGUUGAAAAAAACAAACGACUGGGUCGGAAUUUGGGGCCGGCACAUGAAGAGCACGCUGUUCAAAACGUUACGACCCUAUCAAAAGUUUAACCACCUGCCCGGUAGCUUCCAGAUCGGGCGCAAGGAUCGCAUGUGGCGAAAUUUGCAGACGCAGAUGAAUCGCCACGGCAAGAAGGAGUUCGGUUUCAUGCCUCGUACCUACAUUAUACCUCAGGAUUUGAAGAUGUUGCGGCAGCUGUGGCCCCGCUACAAUCAGCGCAACUGCAAGUGGAUUAUAAAGCCACCGGCAUCGGCACGCGGCACCGGCAUAAAGGUGGUGAAUCGGUGGUCACAGAUACCCAAGCGAAAGCCGCUCAUUGUGCAGCGGUACAUCGAGCGACCGUUGCUGAUCAACGGUAGCAAGUUCGAUCUGCGCCUGUACGUGCUGGUAACCUCCAUGAACCCGCUCCGGGUGUACAUGCACACGGACGGGUUGGCACGGUUCGCGUCGGUAAAGUACAGCGAAAAGUCGGAAACGCUGAACGAUCGGUACAUGCAUUUAACGAACUACAGUAUUAACAAACUGUCGAACAACUACAGCCAGAAUGAGGAUGCUGACGCGUGCCAGGGCCAUAAGUGGACGAUCAAGUCCCUGUGGACGUACUUUGCCGAGCAGGGCAUCAACGUGGAUCGGCUGUGGAGUGCGUUGCGCAAUCUCGUUCUCCGAACGGUCCUGGCCGGUGAAUGUUCCAUCCACGCGAUGUCGAAGGUGAACGUGGGUAGCAAGUACAAUUGCUACGAACUGUUUGGCAUCGAUGUGUUGCUCGAUUCCGAGCUGGUGCCGUGGCUGCUAGAGGUUAACAUUUCACCUUCGCUGCACUCCGCAUCCUCGCUGGAUCUGUGCGUUAAGGGUCCGCUCGUGAAGGCACUGUUUAACACCGUCAUGUAUCAGGUUCCUCCGAGAAUACCGAUGGCCGAGCAGAAGGAGAUACUGAAGGAGCAGGGACUGGAGGGUCCGCUCUGUUUCGAUAAGCGCAUCUACACGACCGGACUGUCGAAGACCGAAAGACUGAAACAUAAUCAAUUCAUCCAGAAAGACAUGUGCCGGGAAGAUUAUCUUAACACAAUACUAGAAGAAUUGACGCCCGAUGAUGUGCGGUGCCUGCUGCUGACGGAGGAUGAACUGGCGCGUAGUGCACCGCUGGAACGGAUUCUUCCCGCUCCGAACAGUUAUCGCUACAUCGGGUUUACCGAGCACCCGCGGUAUUACAAUCGUUUGCUGGAUGCUUGGGAACACCGGUACAGCCACAAUCGGUCGGAGGGAAUAGCGCUGUUGCAGUCACUGUGUGAAAGAAAAGUGCAUCUACAGGUACCGCCCAGCACGCUAAAGAAGGACUGCAACAAUAAACCACAAACGGAUAGUACAAACAGCGAGAACGGUUCUCAGGACAGUGGUAUCCAUACGGACCAAACCAGCCUGUCGGAGCUGCAGUCGCAAGAGUCCUCCUCCAUGUACCAAUCGCAGGAAUCUAUCGACCAGCUGCCAGAGGAUACGCCACGCCGCAAGACUACCACCAUCACCAACGGCACGACCGAACCGACAGUGAACGACGAGUCGCUCGUUGUCACCGCCCAGCCCAUUGUAAUCCGUGCCAUCUAUCCACCGGGCAGUGACAAUUUGCUUAGCACGCAAACGAUAGAGGUCCCGGUGACGGUCGCAGCGGCUGCCGAUCAGCUUACCGCGCCCGACACGACGACAAGCGCAAACGAUGGUGGUGCGGAUGCUAGGCCGGGUCCAACCGUGAUCGACGCUAGCGACAGCAUUCGGCUCGGGGACAAAAUAAAACUUAUCCUAGAUGACGCGUUGCUGCUGAAGCAACAAGAGUGUGGAGGUGAUACGGAAAAUACGAUCAUAGUGCAGGAAUAGUACUACCGCAGGGCGUAGUAAAACGAUCGAUGUUGAUGUUGGUAAUAGACUCGUUGGUGUUUUCCCUUACGAUUCGAUAGGAAUAUUUUGCAUGCUUGUUAAACACACACACACACACACACACACACACACUCGACUGUGUUCAAAACCGAUAUACUCUGCCCGUUACAUACCUCUGGUGUGCUUGCCACAUGCAGUAGAGACCUCACAGUUCCGAUCCAACAUGGACGGUGGUGUUCCUUUCCUUCGUGAGCGCGGCAGACAAAACCAAUUGUGAUCAGUGGGGCAGUGAAACAAAGUGUUUUCCUUUCAAAUUAUGAAUCUGCCUGUAAACUUAAUAAAUGAUUUUGCUAAACAAAAGUAAACGAAGCACCUGCUUUUUCUUUUUUAGCAGCAUCAUGCCGGGAGAUUCAAAUAUACCGGAUCUGUCCUUUUCGAGUGGUAAAUGAAAAAACAAAAAAAAAACAAAAAGCCAGCAACAAUUGUGUAUGCUAGGCGCCAAGUAACAAAUCUGAUUAGGCUAAAUAAAAUCGCAUAGUAACCCGCACUGGGGCGGUCGGACCAUAGUGCAUCACCAUAAUGUGUUGAAUAUGUGAGUGUAGUAGCAAAACAAAAAAAAACGAAGGACGUAGGCAUCGUUAAAAUACGAAUUAAUUAAACUAUCCACAACGGAAGAAGAUGAAAUAAGUUGUGUGUGUGCGUGCGACAAGUGGUGACAUUUUUAUGCGGUAGCCGUACUGUACUUUGGAGCUCAUUGGAUCAUAUGGAGUUGCGCCUUCAUGCAUACGGCGGCAUGAUUCUAGAAACGUGUUGGUGUUAGACCCAUGCAAAACGUAGGAACGAGACAUAGAUUGAGUUUGCCACACGGAACGAAUACUAGAAAGUCAGACAAAGUAAAGGCACGGGAAAUUUGAUUUAUCUGGCGCGAGAGAGAGAAUGGAAAUAUGAUUAAAAGAA